AUGGCCCAACGAGUCGUUGUUGACGGUUCUCAGCCCAGGCCACAGCCAGGCCAGCUUGUCCAUUCGCGUCGCGAAAUCGCGACAUUUGUGAAUGAUGUUCGCCAAUUUUCGUUAUAUGUGCAAGCACUUCAAAUAUACUAUGAUCGAGUCAGAACAGAUGUGGUAUCCCAUUGGCAAAUCGGUGGAAUUCACGGCCAACCAUAUGUCGAUUGGAACGGCACUCCUAGUGGUGGCCGUGGCUACUGUGUUCACCGUACACCUCUGUUCCCGACUUGGCAUCGACCAUACAUCGUUCUUUUUGAGCAAGAAGUACAGAAAAUUGCACGCGAGAUUGCGGCCGCAUACACUCACGAUCGUCCAGCUUGGGAAGAGGCAGCGGCAGCAUUGCGUCAGCCCUAUUGGGGAUGGGAUAACAUUGCGACAGUUGUUCCGCCGCUUCAGGUCACGACGUCGCCUACUGUUAACAUUGUCAAGGCACACAGUCCAACACCUGUGUCUGUUCCGAACCCAUUCUUGACAUACGCAUAUCCUGCGGGUGCAAAUUCCGUGUUUAGUCCACCUUUCAAUAUCUGGCCACGUACUACACGUCAUCCAGAUGCUUCGGGUAACAGCCAGCCAGCUUUGCUUCGAGCCGCCCUUGAGGCUGUGGGUCCACAGAUUGUAAACAAUACGCAAAGGCUCAUGUCCAUCACAACUUGGGAUGCCUUUACACUUGGAAGCGCCGGAACAACUGGAUUAGAGGGUAUCCAUGACACAAUCCAUGUCCAAACAGGAGGACAAAAUGGCAACAUGGCGUUUGUUCCAGUAGCUGCCUUUGAUCCAAUAUUUUAUCUGCAUCACGCGCAAGUUGAUCGUGUUAUCGACCUCUGGUACAGCAGACAUCGCGUCUGGACCGCAAACACAGAUGAUCUAUUGCCGUUCCGGAGAACUCAGACCGCCUACUGGAAAUCUCCAGAAAUCAUCGACAAUAGCGGUGUAUUUAACUAUAGCUAUGGUGGGAUUGUUAAUGUCCAAUCCGAAUCCGGUGAAGGUGCUGCAGUGGACGAACAAAGUGCAGCUUCCAUGGGCACCAAUCUCGAAUGGAGCGUACGUGUGGAAUGCAAAGAGUACGAAAUCGGAGGGAGUUUCUCCGUUUAUGUUUUCAUGUCCAACGAAGUGCCUUCCAAUCAAGCGGAAUGGCUGUUCCACCCAACCUUUGCCGGUACCUUCGAUGUUUUUGCCAAUCCACACCCCGAGGAGUGUGCCAACUGUAGCGCUCACGCUGAUGAAACAAUCAAGGGAUUCAUACAUAUUAAUAAAAAGUAUUUGGAAAGAUCGAAGAAGGCAACCCUUGACCCGGCCGUCGUUAUUCCUUAUUUGAAGGAGCACAUUAGCUGGGCGGUCGUAAAGGCAAACGGAGAAGUCGCCGACAUUCAUAAGUUCUCUUCACUCAAGGUGACUGUGAUAUGCAUGCCUCUCACCCUCACCGACGGCGCACAUUACCCUGUCGAGGGACAUCCAAAGAUAUAUCCUGAGAUCACUCGUGGACGUGUUGGAGGUAGUGAACUCGAAUAG
Messenger RNA from Psilocybe cubensis, 1554 nucleotides. RefSeq lists its product as uncharacterized. Bases 1 to 1554 code for a protein of 517 amino acids. The record is from RefSeq and is a predicted model, not a curated record. Gene Ontology annotation, molecular function: oxidoreductase activity. The transcript has 8 exons. NCBI's taxonomy places the organism in Eukaryota, Fungi, Basidiomycota, Agaricomycetes, Agaricales, Agrocybaceae.